This is a messenger RNA of Impatiens glandulifera, 1206 nucleotides long. Its product is annotated as nuclear transcription factor Y subunit A-7-like. Gene Ontology annotation, molecular function: DNA-binding transcription factor activity, RNA polymerase II-specific; RNA polymerase II cis-regulatory region sequence-specific DNA binding. Lineage: Eukaryota; Viridiplantae; Streptophyta; Magnoliopsida; Ericales; Balsaminaceae. Gene Ontology annotation, biological process: regulation of transcription by RNA polymerase II. The transcript has 7 exons. The record is from RefSeq and is a predicted model, not a curated record. The coding region runs from base 354 to 971 and encodes 205 amino acids.
UCAAACCGAACCCAUCUUCUAGACUCUCUCUCCUCUCUCUCUCUCUCUCUUCUCUCAUCUCCGGCCGGCUGUCCCCUUCUUCCCGACGACUUCCGCCUCCGCACUUCUUGCCGGCGGCCUCCUCCUCCUUCCUUCCUUCCUUCGCCUCUCGAUUACAUUUCCAUCCGAGUCAUAAUAGAUGGCGGUUUCGUUAAACAUAGAUUGAAUUAAGACGCAGCUAUAAGAAGUGGCGCAUUUAAUUGACGGAUAUUUCUUUAUGUAAAGAAUAAACGUUGCUAUUUCCUCUUUGCGCGUCCAAAAAGAUAGAGUUGGAGAUACUGUGGUGAUAAUAUAUAUUAUAAAGAACUUCGUCAAUGGUUGAUAAAACUGAUAAUGAGGUUAGCAAGCAGCAAAAGUAUUCAGAAGAUCAGCUCUGUCCAUCUCCUAAGACAGGAACUUGUCAACCUGGAAUUGCGACCUCAAAUAUACCAUUUGUAAUCCCUCCUCAGCAGAUUGGAGCAGGAAAUGUUCUGGGUCAUGGUGCCUACUCGUAUCCAGAUCCUUACUACAGAAGCAUAUUUUCUUCUUGCAGCCCACAGCCAUAUUCUCUACAGUCGUGUCCAGUGCCAUCGAUGGUUCAUCUUCAGCUGAUGGGAAUCCAGCAAGCUGGUGUUCCAUUGCCAUCGGAUGCAGUUGAGGAGCCUGUUUUUGUAAAUGCUAAACAGUAUCAUGGCAUAAUGAGGCGCAGACAAUCUCGCUUGAAAGCCGAGGCAGAGAACAAAGCUCUCAAGGCUAAAAAGCCAUAUUUGCAUGAAUCUCGACACCAACAUGCUUUGAGAAGACCUAGAGGUUGUGGAGGGCGUUUUGUGAAUACAAAGAAGACAGACAAUAUGCAAAAAGACGGAACGCCUCCUCCUCCUGAUAAUGCAACAAUACCGAAGUCCAAUAAAAACGGGCUUGUAAUAUCAGAAAGUACGACAAACUCUUCUUAAGCAAGGGGAAAGGAACACAAGUAGAAAAAAUAGACAAAAUGGGCAGUAAGUUAAGUUCGAGUAAUUAACUAAUGAUGAUAAAUCUGUGGCGUUUGUAUUUUAUUAGUAGAGAGUUGAUAUAAGUUGUGUUAAUUUGUGUGCUUUUAGGUUCUUAAGAGAGUAUCAGAUUAUUGUUGUAUAGAUUGAAGAAUUUGUUGACUUUAAACACUUAGAAGAUUGGUAUCUCAUAAUCAUC